Salvia miltiorrhiza (redroot sage) is the source of this 636-nucleotide messenger RNA. RefSeq lists its product as uncharacterized. Bases 1 to 636 code for a protein of 211 amino acids. The record is from RefSeq and is a predicted model, not a curated record. The transcript has 2 exons. Lineage: Eukaryota; Viridiplantae; Streptophyta; Magnoliopsida; Lamiales; Lamiaceae.
AUGAAGACAGAAGUCACAUCAGCGAUGAAAUGGAUUCAUAUCGGAGCAAUCCAGCUGGUAAUCAAAUCCUCACUUUCAACGGGAAUUGAUUUACCAAUUGAUAUUGCAAUAUGCGAUAAGAUGAUUAUAACCACAAGUGAUACAGUGCUGGGAGCUUUCUCAGGCAAUCUCUAUGCCAAGCAGAUUAUAACCGAAUUAUACCCACAGAUCGCUUAUAAUCUUCAAGAUACAAACUUCAGCAGAGCCCUGACACUCUAUCAGGAUUACAAGAGGAAUGAUAUGUUGACAGAAGGGAAUAGGCCAUACUCGAUUACUUAUCAAGUAUCGUACGCCUUAUCAAAUUCCCAUCAUACGGAUUUAUUUCUAUGGAAAAAUUUUAUUGAGAUCCCAGAAAUAUUCAAAGAGGUGGCUAAGCAACUCGAGGGAGCAUUUAAUCGAGCUAUGCCAGUCAGCUUUCGCAGUAAGCGUGGUGAUGAUGAAGGCAAACUUCGGCGUCCACAAAUGAAGGACCAACUGAGGUUUAGAGAUGUUCUGCUCAAAUGCAGAGCCGAGGGAUUUUCAAACCUCUCUGAGGAAGAAACCCAAAUCCUCAAAGUCGCCUUAAUAUCACACAAAGAUAUUAAGGAAGAAGAAUAA